AUGAAAAUACCUUGCCAUAAAUGGGAAAUUGAACACGUUAAUAGGAUGGGGAAAAAAUCAGGAAAAGUCAGACCAGUGGUUGUCACAAUAACAACAACAAGCAGGAAAAUAGAGAUACUUAAAAAGAAAAAAUCGCUAGAGGGUACGAAUAUUUACCUGAAAGAAUAUUUUACACCUAGCGUCUUACAAAAACGGAAAGAGUUACAAGAAGACCUUAAACGCGAAAGAGAGUCAGGAAAAAGAGUGGCUUUACGCUACGACAAAAUUGUGACACUAAAACCACUUGAAUCUGAAGUACAUACACACACAGAAAGAAACAGAAACAUAAAGAAACGUUUUAUGUCUAAGUCACCUGAAGAAUCAGAGAAGGAAACUGCAAAAGAAUAUGACCACGAAAGGUCAAAACAAGUACCAAAAAAAAAUAAGCCACACACCAUAACCAGUUUCCUACGCCCAUCGCAGCUGAAUCUCAAUAAUCGAGCAAUACCAACUGAAAAUGUGGAAGAUCUUUCAAAAAAUUAA
This is a messenger RNA of Parnassius apollo (apollo), 522 nucleotides long. Lineage: Eukaryota; Metazoa; Arthropoda; Insecta; Lepidoptera; Papilionidae. The record is from the annotation of a GenBank genome assembly.